GAGAGGAGCACACAGACUCAGUGUGGACGUCAGUGGUGUGGGAUAAAAAAUAAUAACAACGUCUUGGAUGGAAGAGGAAAGAGGAGACCAUGCAGUGAAUUCAACCGCUCACAAGUGCAGGACACUGGGGCACCUGAGAAGAUUGUGAUCAUGAGUGGCCUGUGGUUGUGUUUGUGUUUGAGCGUGCUGGGGAUUCUCGCCGCUCCGUGUUGGAGCAUCAAACAGUGUCUGAGAGGCACGACGAUCAACGUGAUCCUGCUGGAGGACGAGGAAUUUCCCUGGAGCCUGAAGUUUGUGCGAGGGGAAAUACUGAAGGCCAUGAAGACGGACGCAGACAUCAAUGUUGCACAAGGCGUGAACUUUAACCUCACGGCCAUCUUUGGCGGCUACAACACCACCUUUUAUAAACUGCCUGGCUGCCAGAGCAGCACAUGUGAGGGAGUUGCAGAACUACAAUUCCUGAUCAACUCUGGAGACCUGGGAUGUGCUGUGCUCGGGCCGACCUGCAACUAUGCGAGCUACCAAAUGGUUGAUUCGGAAAAGGGUCUGAACCUCCGGACGCCCUUCAUCUCUGCCGGGGCCUUCGGUCUCAGCUGCGACUACAUGCGCAACCUGCAGCGCCUCCUGCCACCGGCGCGCAAGAUCUCGAGCUUCAUCAUUCACUUCUGGAGAGAGAAGAACCUAAUCAAGCCCAUGUGGGAGACGGCCUACCUUUACAAGAACUAUGUUAACACUGAGGACUGUUUCUGGUAUAUAAACGCACUGGACGCGGGUUUAGGCGAAUUUUCCCUGGAAAUCUCAAGAGUAGUGCUGCGCAGACCCGUCGACCUGAGGAAUGUUCUGCAAUCGCCCAACAGGUCAAGCAAUUUGUUCAUCAUGUGUGGAUCUCCCAAGGACGUGCUGGAGGUGAAACACAACAUACCAGAGGCUGACAACAGUGAAAUCCUCUUCAUCCUUAUUGAUCUUUACAAUGACGAAUACUACGUCAACAAAACGUCACUGCCCGCCAUGAAAAACGUGCUGGUGCUGACGAUGCCAAACACCAGAAAUUACAUCAUCAACGCCGACCUCAAAGGCAACAACCCGAUGAACGACUACAUGUCUGCGUAUCACGACGCCGUGCUGCUGAUCGGACAGGUGAUGAGGGACAUCGUCAGCAAGCCGCCUUCGGAGAUUCAGCAGAUGGAUUUCGUCAAUGUGAACUACUUCAGGAACAUAAGCUUUAAUGGCACUGGCGGGCUCUACAGACUGGACGAAUAUGGAGACAGAGAUGUGGAUCUAACCAUCAUUUACACUUCCACUGAGAACAAGUAUCGUAUUUUAUUCACAUUCGACACGGCGCAAAACACAACCGAUGUGGUCGAGAUGAAUCCUUCCUUCAUCUGGGGACAAAGACUUCCGCACUUCAAACCAGAUGUUGAAGGUAUAGUGAUGCUUGACGUUGCUGUCAUCGUGUUGGCAGUGACGGUGGUGGUCGUGGCCACCAUCGCCUUCAUUUUCUACAGAAAGAACAGGACAGAGCGUCAACUCAGAAAACGCUGGUCACACAUUUCCUCUGAUCUCAUCACGCUGCUGGAAAAGGACAAACUCAAUGUCGUCUCUUUGAAGAUUGAAGUUGAGGCGAAGAAGAAGAAUUUCCAGAUCCGCCGAGCGCUCUAUGAUAAGAAGAUUGUAAUUCUGAAGGAGCUGCAGCACUCGGACGGGAUCUUCAAUGCGACUCGGAGGAUAGAACUUAAUGCGCUCCUGCACAUUGACUAUUACAGCCUGACAAAGUUUUAUGGGACAGUGAAGUUGGACGAGGGAGUGUUUGGAGUGUUCGAGUAUGGAGAACGGGGGUCACUCAAGUACGUGCUGAAUGACAAGAUUUCCUACCCAGAGGAGACCUUCAUGGACUGGGAGUUCAAGAUCUCCGUCAUGUACGACAUCGCCAAGGGCAUGUCCUACCUCCACACCAGUGACAUCCAGGUGCACGGUCGCCUCAAGUCCACCAACUGUGUGGUGGACAAUCGCAUGGUGGUGAAGAUCACAGACUUUGGCUGCAACAGCUUCUUAACCCCUGGAAAUGAUUUGUGGACAGCCCCGGAGCAUCUGAGGAAACACGGCACGUCUCAGAAGGGGGACGUCUACAGCUUUGCCAUCAUCUCUCAGGAGAUUGUGCUCCGAAAGUGCACCUUCUACACCGAGUGCUGCUCUGACCGAUCAGAAAAGUUGGCCAGAGUCAUAAUGUCUUACUUUAGACCAGAUCUUCAUUUGGAGACAACGUCAGAGACAGAAGCAGAGGUUUAUAUGUUGAUAAGAAGCUGUUGGGAUGAGGAUCCAGAGAAAAGGCCGGACUUCAAGAAGGUUGAGAACUGUCUGGGGAAGAUCAUCAGUAAAAUCCAUAACCAGGAAAACGAGAGCUACAUGGAUAAUAUGAUACGACGACUGCAGAUGUACUCCAGAAACCUGGAGCACCUGGUGGAGGAGAGAACGGCGCUCUACAAGGCCGAGCGGGACAGAGCCGACUGCCUCAACUUCAUGCUGCUGCCUGGUCCGGCGGUGAAGAGCCUGAAGGAGACCGGUGUGGUGGAGCCGGAGCUGUACGACGAGGUGACCAUAUAUUUCAGCGACAUCGUCGGUUUCACCACCCUGUGCCAGUACAGCACGCCGAUGGAGGUGGUGGACAUGCUCAACGACAUCUACAAGAACUUCGACAGCAUCGUCGACCACCACGACGUUUACAAGGUGGAGACGAUAGGCGACGCCUACAUGGUCGCGUCUGGGCUGCCAAAGAGAAACGGCAACAGACACGCAGUGGACAUCUGCUGCAUGGCCCUGGACAUUUUAGCUUUCAUGGGCACGUUCCAGCUCCGACACCUGCCCGGAAUCCCCGUGUGGAUACGCAUUGGCAUACACUCAGGUCCGUGUGCAGCAGGCGUUGUUGGGGUAAAAAUGCCCAGAUAUUGUUUGUUUGGAGACACGGUCAACACGGCGUCUCGUAUGGAGUCCACAGGACAUCCCCUGAGGAUCCACGUCAGUCAGCCGACGAUAAACAUCCUGCAGAGGACAGACUGUAGGUUUGAGUACGAGUUCAGAGGAGAAACUUACCUGAAGGGCAAAGGCACAGAGGCGACGUACUGGUUAACAGGUGAAACUGGAGAAGACUACGACCUCCCGACUCCGCCCACAGCGGAGAACUUCCAGCGGCUGCAGCAGGACCUGGCCAACAUGAUCCUCAAGUGUCUGGAGCAGCGUUCCCGACACUCCGUCCGCAGGAAGAAGCCCCCGCUGUGUCCGAGUCAGAGCGACGGCGACAACAAGGAGCUCGAAUCAGAGUGUGAGAACCAGCAGCCCGAGUACCUGCAUCUGGCUACUGUCAACAACACACUCAGUACUUUCCUGUAGGAGAGAGCUGACGCUGUUCAGCGGGAGUGUGAGGGGGCAACCAGCAGGGGGAGGCAGAGAGAAGGGACGACUGUGAACAUGUUUACAAGGUGAAAAGAUGUCAAAUGUGUGUGUGUGUGUAUAUACAAAAUUAAGCACAGAACUAAUACCUGGUGUUGAAUUUAAUGUUAAUAAUGAAAUCUUCUUAAUGCUGGUAUGGGCAUGUGAGCGUCUUUUUCAAAAAAAGUAGCUAAGGUUAUUACUUGCAGUAAAGACCUUGACUUUAGGUAGUUUUAUACUUUUGUGAAUGAAUAAAUGAAUGAUGGAAUUAAUGAAGAAUUCACAGGAAAUGAUGUUUUACUGACAAAAAAAACCUUUUAAAAGUCAUUUGCUUCUAUGCACUCGACCCUUCCCUGCAAGAAAUUAGAAUUGUCAGUUUAACUUGAUAUUUUUCUCUUUAUUUUAUUUAUUCUUAAUAUGAUAAAAUGUUAGAGAAAAUAGAACAGCAAAUUUACUUAAAAUAAACACUUUUCUGAUCUUAA
Messenger RNA from Solea senegalensis (Senegalese sole), 3905 nucleotides. RefSeq names its product guanylate cyclase 2Cb (gene gucy2cb). Gene Ontology annotation, biological process: cGMP biosynthetic process; receptor guanylyl cyclase signaling pathway; intracellular signal transduction. Lineage: Eukaryota; Metazoa; Chordata; Actinopteri; Pleuronectiformes; Soleidae. The coding region runs from base 151 to 3384 and encodes 1077 amino acids. The record is from RefSeq and is a predicted model, not a curated record. The transcript is spliced from 27 exons. Gene Ontology annotation, molecular function: peptide receptor activity; guanylate cyclase activity; ATP binding. Gene Ontology annotation, cellular component: membrane.